Messenger RNA from Salvia miltiorrhiza (redroot sage), 1424 nucleotides. Its product is annotated as zinc finger CCCH domain-containing protein 14. Lineage: Eukaryota; Viridiplantae; Streptophyta; Magnoliopsida; Lamiales; Lamiaceae. Bases 186 to 1148 code for a protein of 320 amino acids. The transcript is spliced from 2 exons. Gene Ontology annotation, molecular function: metal ion binding; mRNA binding. The record is from RefSeq and is a predicted model, not a curated record.
UUAUCAUUGGCUCAAACUCAUGACCUCUUGUACACCGGCACAUAUCCAGUAUUUUCUCUUCUCAUGCUUUAUAUUCUCCCGCUCUCUUGCUACUCUGCUCAGACCCAAUUCCCCUGUUUCUCAACAACAAUCACUAACUGCUUUAGGUCUCGUGAUUUCUGCGUCUCAGAGAGUUUUCCGGUGCGAUGCAGAAGGAGAAUACCUCAUUUUCCGUCCUCACCACCACCUCCGCCGCCGACGCUGCGCCGCAUUGUUUCUCUCGGAGCAAUUUCUUUCUCUCACCUAAUUCGCGGACUGAUUAUCUCAACUCCGACGCCUCCUUGUACUCCUCGCUGUUUCAGAAGUACACUACAGACGCUGCAUCUUUCGACGGCGGCGAUGCCGAGCGCCGCUGCCAUGAUUCGAGCAGCAUCCUCGAGUACCAGCAGCUCUACAACCGCUACACACUCUGCAUAUCGCGACUUCGCGAUUCUAUCGAGGAGGUCGAUGCGCUCCGACGCGACAACGAGUCUCUCCGCGUCUCCAACGCCGAUCUGUCUCGUCGCGUCGCCUUGCUCUUCUCUCGCGAACGGUUGCUCUCCGAAUUCAACCGCCUCGGCGUCGCUUCUCCCACCGCCGCCGCUCCGGUUUCCGUUCCUGUUCCGGUACAUGUACCGGCUCCGCAACCUCUUGCAGAAUGCAAUCGCUUCGAGCGGAGGAAUCCAGAGAAGACCGUACUACCGAAGAGCAUUUCGGUGCGUUCAAAAGGUUAUCUGAAGAUGAUGAAUCGCUCUGGCCGGGAACCGAGUAUCCAGAAAACAGUGAGUCAGCCGUCUCCACCUUCGCAAAGGGUGUACGUGCCAGGGGCAAAAGAGGAAGAAGAUGCGCUGGAAUUCGACGUUUACAACCAAGGGAUGUUCAAAACAGAAUUGUGCAAUAAGUGGGAAGAAACUGGCGCGUGUCCGUACGGGGAGAACUGUCAAUUCGCUCAUGGAAUCAAGGAGCUGCGCCCAGUGAUCAGGCACCCACGCUACAAGACUGAGGUCUGCCGCAUGGUGCUCGCCGGAGAUGCCUGCCCUUACGGUCACCGCUGCCAUUUCCGCCACUCUCUUACUGAGGAGGAGAAGCUCAUGGCGGCUGGUCCAUUGCGACCACCACCGCCACGCUGAUUGGUAUGUGCUAUUCAAAUUGGGUUAUAUUUUAGAACUGCAUCUAUAGCACUGGAUGAUCCGCUUUCCUCGAUGUGGUAUCUUGCAUGAUUUUGAAUAGAUAUUGAUUACUGAAGUGUAGAAAAUAAAAAUGAAAAAUCUGGUUCAAUUGUUAAUACGGCUCAAUAUCGAUGUACACAGCUUGUUAGGCUGAACUCCAAAUUGAUAUAGCAAUUCUUGAUAAUUGUAGUUAUACUACAAACAUUAUUGUUAUUUAUGGUUACAUUAGUUAUUUUA